AUGUCUUCCUUCAUAACCUUUUCCACUCUUCAUUUCCUUUUUCUACUUCAUAUAGCCUCAAUCUUUGUUGAGCUCCAUGCCAAUGGUAGCUCAAACUCAUUAAUCCUAAGUUUAACUCACUCGAGGUCGAAAAUUCGUCCUACUCGAAAACUCGACUAUUAUGAUUACACGUCCAAGAAAACACCCGAUGGCAUCGUGCCACUCAACGAGAUACGAGACGGGCACGUUAUGUCCCUCUCAGUAGGCUCUCCUUCUCAAACCAUCGACAACUUACUCCUUAGCACGGGUAGCGAUCUCGUCUGGAUGCAUUGUGGGACUUCAUCCAACCAUUUCGAAUGCAUCGAUUGCACUGACCCGUACUAUACUAAAUACAAUACCUCGUUUUUCAAUCCUUCCUUGUCAAAGUCGAUAGCAAGCGAGCCUUGCACGAGUCCUCUUUGUGCUGAUAUUCAUAACUCCGACUAUUACGACACUUGCACCACGGCCGGUUGUGCGUUGAGGGACAUAGUCCACGACAAAUGCUCUAAACCGUGCCCUUCGUUUGUGUACUCUUAUGUCGAUGGGGCCGUGGCCGGGUUUCUUGCUAAUGACACCAUCGUACUCCACGCAAAGAAUCGACCCAAUACGAAUCAAUAUAUUUCUUUCGGUUGUGCUCAAUCCUCAUAUAGAGUGCAGUUGGGUCUCAUAGGGUUCGGAAAAGGCCCGCUCUCACUUCCUUCGCAGCUAGGGUUUACGAAUAACGGGUUCGCUUAUUGCUUUUUAUCUUUCGAUUUAUCGAGCAACCCUAAUGUUUCGGCCCCACUAAUUCUAGGCCACCUAGCGACAUCCUUGAAAGAGCAUUUGAAGUUCACCCCAAUGCUAUGGAAUCCCAUGUCCCAG
This is a messenger RNA of Striga asiatica, 879 nucleotides long. Lineage: Eukaryota; Viridiplantae; Streptophyta; Magnoliopsida; Lamiales; Orobanchaceae. The record is from the annotation of a GenBank genome assembly.